This is a messenger RNA of Nematostella vectensis (starlet sea anemone), 1662 nucleotides long. RefSeq lists its product as uncharacterized. The transcript is spliced from 2 exons. The coding region runs from base 206 to 799 and encodes 197 amino acids. The record is from RefSeq and is a predicted model, not a curated record. Lineage: Eukaryota; Metazoa; Cnidaria; Anthozoa; Actiniaria; Edwardsiidae.
CUGACCGUCAUGCACCGUGCGCUUAAUCAACGUCCCCAAAAUGCAUAGCGCGUCGUCUGGGUACGAGCUUGGGGUAAACGCCUCCAAGCAGGCUAUUGUCUCUCGGAUUAAGUAACAUAGCAAGAAUGGAGCAAUAUUCAUAUUACAUGACUAGCGCAGAGAUAAGCUCUAUUUACAUAUAAAUCGGCUUAUUUCCUAUGCAUAUAUGGAUACAGAUCAGCCUUUACUCAGGAUUUUUAUUUGCGGUUCUCAUAGCGUCGGGAAAACAACCCUUGUCAAGCUUCUCGCAAGGCAAACACAAAUUCACGACGAGGCCGAGGUAGCGCGCCGCGUUAUUCAUAACCUCGGUUUACACAGAGACGACUUCGAUCCUGAAAAGAAUCCCAAAAGGUUUCUUAAAUUACAAGAGGAAAUCAUCCGUGAACAGUCACGGACGGAGCAAAGAAACUCUGAAUGUUGCAGGAGUUAUAUCGCUGAUAGAGGUAUUGACCCAGUGGUUUACGCAGCAGAAUAUUUAGGUGAAAAGGAGGCGGAUUAUUUACUGAGUCUCGCAGAAACACAAGAAUCAAUAGCAAGGUACCAGACAUCGUUAGUAUUCGUCAUCAAGCCAUUCCCAGAAUGCUUUAUGGAGGAUAAUGUUCGCCUGAGCCCGCGUAUUGAUGAAGCGGUGGCCUUUACUGCGGCGAUGGAAGCGCUCCUGCACAGACUCCAGAUCACGUACACUCUGAUAGACGUCCUUGAUGUCCAGGAACGAGUAAAUAUCGUGAAAGAAAAGAUUGCAGAGUGGAGAGGGUCCUAAGAAACCCUAAGACGGUAAGACAAGAUCGCAGGGUGAGAUCAGGGAUAAGAUAUCAUAGAAGAUAAAAUAUGAGAACUAAUGCAAUCAGAUAUAUUGGGAGAAAACAUUGAUUCCAGGUUGUGGCUAUUGGCCGAGGAUCGAACUAACAAUUUUUCGAUGAAAAGAUAAAUAAAUGUAGACCAAACAUUCAGACGUGCUCUCAUCAUCAUUUGGAAGCCUAAGCUUUACGUCUACAGGGGAUUUCGGCCCCGACACUGCUCCCGUGCGAACUGUGCAACCUAAAGGCUCCUGAGGCGGACCAUGCAAAGUAUUGAGGUUCAUCUGGGCACCUUGCAGGGGUCCUAAAGCCUUGUCGUAAUCGACAUGCAUAUGUGAUGGGCUUUUGAAAAAUGAGUUUUAGAACACUCCAAACGGUUGCCUGCGCCUGCCAGUCAAACUAUUUGGCACUCUUGGUAUAAGUCCGGCGUAGCCCGGAUUUUUAACAGGAGGGGACUUUCAAGGCAUUUUCUCCUUUAUUUUAGAUAAUUUCUUAUACAUUUACUGUAUUUUUGGCUGCUAAAAGGGAAGGGGGGGGCUUGGCCACCCCGCUGGCUACGCCCCUGUGUCAGAAUAAAAGGCACGAUCCACGGUCCAUCAGACGUCCUCCCUGCUUCUUGCUUUCUGUGCUUUGAGUUUGUGCGUAAGUUUGUAAGUUCUUUUAUUGAAAAAAAAAAAAGACGCAUUUUUAUGUUAAUUAACCAUUAUUGGAUUUCCAAGAUAUUAUCUUAACUAUUUAUUAUGGUACACCACCUAAAACUUUGAAAGGAAUCGCAAUCUUUACAACAGUGUCAACAAUUUUGUCAAUAAACCCGAAAAAUCCUCCA